GCGAAAAAACACUGUUCAGUAGCUUAGAUAUACGUCUGGUAACCGACCUGGAAAUCAAGGUCUGUCAUGCCUUUUCAAUUCAGAACGCUGGUGUUUGGAAUUCUAACUGUUCUUGUGGUAUUCUUCGUUGUGGCCGAUAUAUCUGAAGUCGAGGAGAAAAUUGCCAGUACUGGGCACUCUCAGGAGUUUCACCUGUAUAUCUUGAUAACUAAUCCCAACAGGAACAAAAUGCUGAAGAUUCACCCCAUUCCGGUGGCAGGCACCAAAGAAGCCUCUCUUUCCCCUUCUCUAUCUCCUUCAUUAUCAAAGAACAACAGUAGCAGUUCCUCAACUUCAGACUGGAUGUUCAACCGCACUCUGGCCAGUCUCAUCAGAAAGAAUAUUUUAAGGUUCCUAGAUGCUGAGAGGGACAUCUCCAUCCUAAAAAGCACCUACAAGCCCGGAGAUGUCAUCCAUUAUAUUUUCGACCGUCGGAGCACCACUAACAUCUCAGAGAACUUGUACCGCCUUCUUCCCACUGUGUCUCCCAUGAAGAACCAGCACUACAAACGGUGUGCAAUUGUUGGCAAUUCUGGCAUACUGCUAAACAGCAGCUGUGGUCCAGAGAUUGAUUCUCAUGACUUUAUCAUCAGGUGUAACCUCGCUCCAAUUGAGCACUAUGUAAAAGACGUGGGCGUUCGCACGGGCCUUGUGACCAUGAACCCGUCGGUAGUGGAGCGUGUCUUUCAGGACCUGAGCAGCGAGGAAUGGAGGCAGCAGUUCGUGCAGCGGCUGCGGGAGCUGGGCAGCAGCGUGCUCUGGAUCCCUGCCUUCAUGGCCAAGGGCGGAGAGGAGCGGGUGGAGCGAGCCAUCCGUCUGAUCCUUUCCCACACGGGCAAUGUGCAUGCUGCCUUCCCCUCCCUGCGCCUGCUCCAUGCUGUCAGAGGGUACUGGCUGACCAACAACAUCCAGAUCAAACGACCUACCACCGGGCUUCUUAUGUACACGAUGGCCACACGCUUCUGUGAUGAGAUCCACCUCUACGGCUUCUGGCCUUUCUCGCAUGGGCCCGAAGGCAAGCCAGUUAAAUACCACUACUACGACGCGCUAACAUACCAGUACACAUCAAGUAGCAGCCCCCAUACCAUGCCACUGGAGUUUAGGACACUGAGCACUCUCCACAGCCAGGGGGCGCUGCAGCUGCACACAGGGACCUGCGAGCCCCCAACCUGAUCAUUACAAGUUGGCCAUACAUAUCUGCUGUUAUAGUGGAAGACGGAGGUUAACAAAUACCGAAAGUGGUCUUUGGAAGAAAGACUUAGCAG
This is a messenger RNA of Electrophorus electricus (electric eel), 1304 nucleotides long. The record is from RefSeq and is a predicted model, not a curated record. NCBI's taxonomy places the organism in Eukaryota, Metazoa, Chordata, Actinopteri, Gymnotiformes, Gymnotidae.